UGCUUAAAAGCGCAAGGUCGCAAGCAUCGCGUUGUGACCCAUUCUGUAUUGGAUCCCCUCUAUCCUCAAUCCUCCCUACGAAGACUGUCGCAGUAGGUAUCCUACCUGAUUUCCAACAGCUAUGAAGAGCAUUCUCGAAGUUGUCCACGAGUGUGAUAACUUCCCGUACUACGAACCAUGGCAUACAGAUGACUGCAACAGAGAGCUAGAGUCGUUAUGGCUUUUCUUCCUUCCCGACGAUCCUCAACCACACGGCUUUCUCCUGGACUCCAUCGUUCAACGCAUGCCAUGGACGUCCGAUUUCCGCCUCAUUACGACCCCAUAUAAAGAAGUCCAUCUGAUAAAACAGGAUCUCGAUGACUGGAAAGAAGCGUGUCAAAAAGCGAUUGAUGACCUACUCGAUCUCACCCGCGAGAAGAAGGUUUUUCCUGGACUGGGGAAGAAGCGCGAUGAACAAUUUCCAAUUGUAGGUGCAAGUUUCGAUAUUGGUAUCGAACGGUCUGCGAGCUCGCUAUUCGGUAUCGUGGGAAGAGGGGCACAUAUGACCGUUUACACACGUACGAGCUCGGAAAUGAAGUUCUGGGUCCCGCGAAGAAAUGCGAAGAAAUCCACCUGGCCGAACAUGCUAGACAACACUGUCGCAGGAGGCGUGGCAAGGGGUGAGAUGCCCUUUGAAUGCCUUGUUCGUGAGGCUGGUGAAGAGGCCGCUUUAUCAGAGGAGCUUGUACGACGAGACACGGUGGCUGUGGGAACUGUAACGUGGUUCAAUAUAUCUGACGAGAAGGCUGGCGGAGAACUGGGGCUUAUGAAUCCGGGAAUGCUGUAUGUGUACGACCUGGAGGUAGGCGAGGACGUGGUUUUCAAGCCAGUCGACAACGACGUGCAGAGUUUUCACUUGCUUGGCGUUGAUGAGGUAAAGGAGGCGAUGAGGAAUGGGGAGUUUAAGCCUAGCUGUGCAACAGUGAUGAUUGAUUUUUUUGUAAGACACGGCUUCAUCACCGCAGAGAACGAGAAGGAUUAUACGGAGAUUGUGUCGAGGCUGCAUCGAAAGUUACCCUUCAAGACAAGUCCUGGGUUUUAGACAUCGUGGUUGAGGGGCCAAGCAAACAUAGAAUAUUCAUUUAUUUUACAGACUUAGGGACAUGCACGUUCAUAAUCAUAGUGGUCCGUCACUUAAUGAUCCCUCCAAUGCGUCGGUACGUGGAGAGCUGCGUGAGAAGGACAGCAGAGCGAAGAUUGUAUCGGGAUUCUGAAGAGUUUGAGCAAAGAGAGCGCCUUCGGUACAUAGGUUAGGGAUGCGGAUGAGGGCGGGGAACGAAAGGAUGGUAGUGGAAGGGAAUUGAGGAGGACGGCGCACCAGCGGAUGGCGAGAGACUGGACGAGGUCCAAUAAGGGAG
This is a messenger RNA of Pseudogymnoascus destructans, 1397 nucleotides long. RefSeq lists its product as uncharacterized. The record is from RefSeq and is a predicted model, not a curated record. The transcript has 3 exons. Bases 122 to 1081 code for a protein of 319 amino acids. NCBI's taxonomy places the organism in Eukaryota, Fungi, Ascomycota, Leotiomycetes, Thelebolales, Thelebolaceae. Gene Ontology annotation, molecular function: 8-oxo-dGDP phosphatase activity.